AUGUUAAAAGACGAAAACAGCGACGAAAGUGAUACUUUUACUAUGGUUAUCUGGAUUUACAAAGGCCUAGACAUCGUCACCGCCAAAGCAAGUCGUCAAGAACGCGAACUCGUUACGCAUCACCUCUUGGAUAUUUUAGAGCCGAGUCAGAUGUUCACUGUCGUCGAUUUUCGUAACAGAGCUCUCAAGCUUAUACAAAAUUUAACUGAAAGAGGCAAAGUUCCGAUAAUUGUUGGCGGCACAAAUUACUACAUCGAAUCGAUCGUAUACAAAAUUCUUGUUGAGGAUAUGAACGACUCUGAUGCUCUUUUAUGGGAUAAAAGUAAAAGAAAACGAGAUUUUGACGAUGUUGAAGAAAGUGAUGAGCUGCAACCAAAAAAACAUGCUACAGACGUAAGCGACACGAAUACAGAAAUUCCUGUUUGUAAAACUAACGAAUUGAAUGAGAUGAAGGCUGAUGACAUCGAUAAAGAAAAGUUGAAAGACGAUGUCGAUAACGAAAAGAAAUUCACCAAUGAAGAGAUUCACGCAAAACUUAAAGCAAUAGACCCAGUAAUGGCUUCACGACUUCACCCGAAUAAUAGAAGAAAGGUUUUAAGGUAA
Molecule: messenger RNA, 603 nt
Organism: Parnassius mnemosyne (clouded apollo)
Lineage: Eukaryota; Metazoa; Arthropoda; Insecta; Lepidoptera; Papilionidae
Source: the annotation of a GenBank genome assembly